GCAUCAUGCCAAUCUCCUCAUCUCUCUCCCAUGGGUCAAUCAUAAAGUUAAGUAUAUGAUGAAUGGAGCUUAUAGCAAGGAGAUGAGAUGAUUUACGUGUACCGGAUAUAAUUUGCCGGUGGGAUCACACAACUGCCUUCUCCACCUUUCGUCUCUUAAUACUUUCUUUUGGGAUCAAAACAAUCCACUAAUAAUCCCCCAAAGGGGAAGGGCUAAUCUUCCCUCAAAAUAGAGCCCAGUGGAAACCGCCCCCGUCCCGCAGAAAAUUCGACGGGUGGGUCGAGAAAUCCGUGCUCGGUGGCUGAUAUUCCGAGCGUUUCUGCAUCGGCCUCUUGGUUCUUUUCAAGAAAGAAGAGAUAAGCUCCUCUCUCUCUCCCUCUCUGUCUCAGCUUGGUUGCUCUGUUGCGGUCCCUCUCAAUGGUAGAGAACUGUACAAUUGGCCACUUCAGGAUGAGAUUACGUGAGAAAAUGAAAGAAUUCAUGGGAGCUUAAUGAAUUGGUUGCUUUAUUUCUUCUUUAUUACCGUUAUUUUGAGGUAAAAGAUGGGUCUUGACGCUCCCUGUCGUGCCGACUUUUCCGGGCGGUUUCCUGUUAACAUCCUUCCUUUUGAGUGAAAUUUUACGAAAUUUAGAGGAAUUCAUGGAUUUUGUCUGAGUAUUUCUCCUUUUUCCCUUCUACUAACGUGAUUUUUGGCGUCUAAUUCAUUCAAAAAGGCUUCUUUUCGUCAAUUGUGACCAAAUGUUUCGAUUUUUUUCUUCGAUUUUGUAUGGUGGAGAUGAUCUCUUCGCCUCUUCUUAGCUGCUUUCGUAGAGUUCUAUAAAAGCUGAGGAGCUCGUGAUAUUUGGUUGCGAAGCUCCUUUCUGAUGUGGUUUUCUCCUCGCGAGUCUGGUUGCGAUCCCUUUUCCGCGGCAGAAGCUCCUCAAAAGGUCCCCUCUAUCUGGGCGUCUAGAUUUCCAAGAAAUGGGUCCUUCUGGGCAGUCCAUUGAUGGUGUGGUCGAGGAAAUCAUGAGGAUUCACCGAUCUCUUCCGUCGCGGCCGGGCAUUGACGACGUCGAGGCGGCGAUGGCCUUGGUCCGCAACGUGGACAAGGAGGAGCAGGCCCGCAUCGAUGCCAUAUCGAAGCAGAAGAAGGGAUUCGAGAUCCCCGAGGAGCUCUUUUUUGUGCUCCAGGAGAUGCAGAAGAAUCUGGCUUACUUUCAAGGCAAGGAGCAGAAGAGGGAGGCUUUGAAGCUGCUUGAUCUGGAGAACAUCCACUUUUUGUUUGAUGAAUUGAUUCAGAGGGCCUCCAAGUGCGUUCCUUCCAGUUCAAAAGCAUCGGCUCCAUCAAUUUCUGCAGGCACAGCGAAAGUUACUGCAGCCAGUUCCAGGACUAGCUUCGCCACUAACACCACUGUUUCAUCUGUUGUUCACUCAGCGAAAGGGGUUGGAAGGAGCCUCGAGGGCGUUAGUAUGGAUGACAGUUACUUGAAGAAAGCAAAGUCCACAAUGUAUGCUGAUGAAUUUGGCAGUGGUGAUUCUCAUGUAUCGCGAGGAUUGUUGCUGAAUCCUACAGCUAGGCCUCAGGCUACUUCUGCAGAAGACAGUGAGAAACUGAGUCUUAUUAAACUAGCUAGCUUGAUAGAGGUCUCUGCAAAGAAAGGCACCCGGGAUCUCAACCUUCAAAACAAGCUUAUGGAUCAAAUUGACUGGUUACCUGAUUCGAUAUGGAAGCUUUCUGGUCUGGUCACUCUUGAUCUUUCAGAAAAUCGAAUUAUUCUCCUGCCAGCCACUAUUGGUGCUCUUUCUUCAUUAGAAAAGUUGGACCUUCAGUCUAAUCGGAUAGCUGAGCUUCCUGAUUCUAUUGGAGAACUUUAUAGCCUGUUAUAUCUGGAUCUGAAGGGGAACCAGUUAAUGUCAUUGCCCUCUACAAUUGGGAAGUUGGUGCAUCUUGAGGAACUUGACCUGAGCUCGAACCAGCUCUCCUUGCUUCCAGAUGCAAUUGGAAAUCUUGUACGUUUGAAGAAGUUAAACAUUGAAACAAAUGAUAUUGAAGAACUCCCACAUACUAUUGGUCAUUGUGUCUCUCUUGUUGAACUUCGAGCUGAUUAUAAUCGGCUGAAAGGCCUUCCAGAAGCUGUUGGGAGGAUGGAAUCUCUGGAGAUUCUCUCUGUCCGGUACAACAAUAUCAAAGGACUUCCAACCACCAUGGCAUCCCUGUCUAAACUGAAGGAGGUUGAUGUCAGCUUCAAUGAGCUUGAAUCAGUUCCUGAGAGCUUAUGCCUUGCAACUACACUUGUCAAGCUGAAUAUAGGAAAUAAUUUUGCUGAUUUCCAAUCUCUCCCACGCUCCAUUGGCAAUCUUGAAAUGCUAGAAGAGUUGGACAUCAGCAACAAUCAGAUUAGGGUCCUUCCAGACUCUUUUGGGAUGUUGUCACAACUCCACGUGCUUCAUGCAGAAGAGAACCCUUUGGCGUUGCCACCAAGGCAUAUUGCUGAAAUGGGUGCACAGGCUGUUGUACAAUACAUGGCUGAACAUGUUGCAAAGAAAGAUGUCAAGUUGCAACCAGUAAAGAGUAAGAAGAGUUGGGCUAAGUUUCGCUUUCCCUUCAAGUCCUUACAGAAGAAACAUGAUGGCUUGGUAUAUAUAACCUGAUUUUUCGAAGCUAUAAGGGAAUACAUCUUUUGUGAUGUUGUUAGAAUACAUUAUCAUGAUGCAAGCAAUCUUUUCCGGACUAACAUAAAAGAAGUCUUUGAAGAUGUGAAUCUAAUCUUUGCCUUGGGACUUGUGUACAAUUCCUCCUUCAGUCAUAACUAAGCCUGUUGUUUCACUUGUAUUUCUUGUGUCUUUGAACUUGUAUGAGGUGUACCAUUAACCUCCUGAGGCAAAAGAAACUAGAAAAUUGUAUGUCAUAUUUCUUAUUCUCCUUUUUUUUGGUGAACAUAUUUCUUAUUCUUUACAUUGUUUUUAGUUGAUUUUCUUUUGUAACAUAGUGUACACGAACUCUUUUACCAAUUCAGGAAAACAAUAAUUUUUAGGUGCUUUGGA
Molecule: messenger RNA, 3024 nt
Organism: Elaeis guineensis (African oil palm)
Lineage: Eukaryota; Viridiplantae; Streptophyta; Magnoliopsida; Arecales; Arecaceae
Product: plant intracellular Ras-group-related LRR protein 4
Cellular component (GO): cytoplasm
Molecular function (GO): protein binding
Source: RefSeq, a predicted model, not a curated record